Molecule: messenger RNA, 1113 nt
Organism: Mesocestoides corti
Lineage: Eukaryota; Metazoa; Platyhelminthes; Cestoda; Cyclophyllidea; Mesocestoididae
Source: the annotation of a GenBank genome assembly
AUGUUGAAGGACGCUUGCAACAGGCUACUGCCAGACGAAGAGUGUUUCGAACCAAACUACACAGCCCCAUGGAACGAGAAUAUAUCUCUGGUUGAAAUCACGCAAAAAAUUUACAUAAUUUCCGUUUUGUACAUCGGCGCCCCAGCUAUCUGCAUUGGUCUGGUCACCAGUUUUUUGUGUGUCAUCGUCUUCUGCUGCUUUGAAGUGACCCAGAAAACAACUCGUCGUCUUCUCAUCAUGAACUCCGUUUCAGACACCUUCAAUUUAGGCGCCCUCUUCAUCUCGCACAUUCUGUUUGAACUAGUGCCCCUGGGCCAAUACAAAGCCCUCUACAUCGACAGUCUAGAUGCUGUAUCAAACAUCGCCGCGCUCUCACGAAACUGGAGCAUUGUUAUCAUCGCGUUUGAGCGCUACAUGCUAAUCUGUUACCCGAUUUAUUUGAAAACGAAAAUUACGGAUCAAUGGGUGAGUCACGCCUGCAUCGGCUUGUCCGUUGGAACGCUGAUCGUACGAAUUCCGACGGUGCUGACGUUGAUUCUUAAAAACACCGGUGUCUGCGACGCUGCCGUCGUCUCAUUCUCUGUGGACGCAUUCACUGACAUCUUCUUCUUCACAAUAUUUCCCCUCAUCUUGCUGAGUUUUUUCACAAUCAGGAUCCUCUACGAGUCGCAGCGGCUACGCAAGUGGCGGAAGAAUGAGGGAUCAAUCGAUAGCGAACGCAGCAUGGCCUACGAACGAAUGAAGAGACGGGUACACGGAACCAUCAUGGCCGUCUUGGUGACGUUUACCUUACUCACAAUUCCAUUCCUUCCAAACGGUGUCAUAAGGGUCCUAACUGCCUUUGGCGACCACAGUUGUUUAGUGUAUCUAGGCAGGCACAUAACUGCCUCCAUGUCGUACAUCGGCACCGUACUCAACUCCACUGUCAACUGUUUCAUCUACAUUUUGACCUGGCCGAAAUUUCGGGUGUGUUUGUGGCAGAUUUGCAUAUUCCCUUUCGUAUUUUGCCUCCAUCCCAAUCGGAAAAUGUCCAAAACUGUGGUGGAUGAGAGGACAGUGCAGUCACAAACAGAAAGGCCAUCGAUAGACGCCAGACUCGACAUCGACUACUAG